CUCAGCGUCCACGAUCUUUUGGAGCGGCUGCUCUGCUGGGACGAGCACGGCAUGGUGCUGGAUCGCAGCAGAUUCACCAUGCUGAAGAAGUUCAGCCUCAGUCCCUGCAUCCGGGCACAUAGCGGCUCGGCCGGUGCAAUAUUGAGUAACUGGAGAUUGUGGCAGGUGGAAGAGCUGAAGAUGGACCAGACAGAAUUCACGUCCGAAGAAGCCUUUGCCGAGCAACUGGUCGAAAACUUCACGCAUCUAACCGUCCUCUCCCUCCCCCGAAGCCGCAUCACGGGUGUCGGCAUCAAGCGCAUCAUAACGGGUCUACGCUCCAAGCACACCGAGGACCCCGCACGCUGUCCCGGCCAAUUGCGCCGCCUCAACAUCGACUACUGCCUUGAUGUCUCGCCGGACGCGGUUGAGUGGGCCAAGAAACAGGGCGUCGAGAUCAGCUGGAAGAUGUAUACGGUCAAGCCGAGCGGGAAGAAGGUGAGGUAUUAGAGGGUGAAGUGGUAAGCCGGAGAGGCGUUUUUUGUUUGCACCGAUGGCGUUUGGCGAGAGUGGAGCGAGAGGGCUUAUGGAUAUGGCGGUAUGGCUGUUGCAGCAUACGUAGGUCCAUAUUAUUGUGUUCAGCUCUUGCAUUCGGGAAGCAGAUGUUAUUUUUCUUUUGACUGUUUUGCAUGUCUCUUAGCAGA
Aplosporella prunicola CBS 121167 is the source of this 683-nucleotide messenger RNA. RefSeq lists its product as uncharacterized. NCBI's taxonomy places the organism in Eukaryota, Fungi, Ascomycota, Dothideomycetes, Botryosphaeriales, Aplosporellaceae. Bases 52 to 489 code for a protein of 145 amino acids. The transcript is spliced from 3 exons. The record is from RefSeq and is a predicted model, not a curated record.